ACAUCAUUACACAAACUUUAAUUAUUGGUACAAGUAUUUAAAGUCAUUACAUGUAAUUCUCUUUUUAGAAAAUUAGAGAUCUAUAACAGCUCUUCUAAACAGAAUACCUCAGAUUUUUACAAAUUAAAAUAUUUCAUAUAUUUCUUCAUAAACUUGAAUCAAUUUUCUGGCAACUACAUCAAAAAUCAAUAUCAGCUAUUUUUGAGAAUUAGCUUUAUGAAAACUUAUCUAAUUCAAACAGAGAUAAGACUUCUAGAAAAAAAAGCUCUCUCAUAAACUAUCAGAAUACAGAAUUGUUUAUCAAAAUUAAAGAAAUGAGAAACAAUAUAUUGUAAAUAAGAUGAUUAUUAUUAUAAACAGGAUUUGCUUCUUGUACACAAGUUAACCUUGGAGUAAGUUAGAGUAUGUGCCAAGGCUAAGCACUAAUUCAACUUUUCCAAAACAUUUUUAAGUUAAUGGUAAGAAAUUUAGGUUAUGAGGUGUUAGCAUCUAAAACUUCUCUAAAUAUGCCUGGUAAACUUAGAAUUGCUGCUUCUUCAAUGAAACUCAUUUUCAGGUGGCAGUCGGAAAAAAUAUUGAAUAAUCCCGGAAAAACCGGAACAUCUGGCAACACUCCAAUCGAAGAAUCAGAAGCAGACGAUAAAGUCAAAAAUGUAAUCUGCGCAUGCGCUAUAAGAUUUUCUCAAGAUCUUUUCAACGUAGAAAACAAAGUUGAGAUGAUGUCGCCACGCCUUUUGCAAAACUCAAUGCCUAUGUGAUGCAACAUACUACCGCUAAAAGCAAAUACUAGACAAAUUUUCUUGUAUAUCACAAGCAAUCCUUAUCCUACAAAUUACGCAAUUUAAAUCUUGUAUAAACUAAACAAACUAAGAAACUAUUUUUGUUAUAUUAUUGUCUACUUAGGACUUAGC
This is a messenger RNA of Centruroides sculpturatus (bark scorpion), 911 nucleotides long. RefSeq lists its product as uncharacterized. The record is from RefSeq and is a predicted model, not a curated record. The transcript is spliced from 3 exons. The coding region runs from base 456 to 758 and encodes 100 amino acids. NCBI's taxonomy places the organism in Eukaryota, Metazoa, Arthropoda, Arachnida, Scorpiones, Buthidae.